Diorhabda carinulata is the source of this 6120-nucleotide messenger RNA. RefSeq names its product chloride channel protein 2-like. The record is from RefSeq and is a predicted model, not a curated record. The coding region runs from base 418 to 3162 and encodes 914 amino acids. Lineage: Eukaryota; Metazoa; Arthropoda; Insecta; Coleoptera; Chrysomelidae. Gene Ontology annotation, biological process: transmembrane transport; chloride transport. Gene Ontology annotation, cellular component: membrane. Gene Ontology annotation, molecular function: voltage-gated chloride channel activity. The transcript has 17 exons.
AUCGCGGUAAAGCGGGUAAAGUGUUCUUUACAGUUUGCUGACUUAAUCAAAUUCAAAUUGAUAUACAAACAGUAUUUUGCCGUAUUUCAAAACAAAAGCAUGUGAAUACAUCAAGUCAUGAGUUAAUUAACACUAUAAUAAUAUUAUCGCUAAACCGGCUGUGAAUUUCAACAUGAUUUUGUUUAUUAGUAACUGUGGGGUACCUUAUCUUGACAAAUGUUAUCUACUAUAAGAACAAUAGUUUUUCAACAGUUUAGUGGUUAUGAUUACUGUAGUUAGAGUGUUAAUGUUUUUAUUAUAAAUUAAAAUUCUGGAAUUAUGCUAAUUAUUGGCAAAAAGUAUGUAAUUUUUUGGCGAAUAAUAUAAGGUCCAGCUCAAGACUUAGUGGCUUCUUCAUAUCGAUCAUUUGAUUUUAAAAUGGACACAAGUGAUAGUGGACACAGCGACAUUGGGGAAGAACUUGUACAACACGACAAACAUGGCUUGGGAUACCAGAAUACGUUGAUGUAUGGCCGGUAUAGCCGGCAAUUAGGAGAAUACGCAAAACUUGAAGCAUUGAAAGCACAAGAAAAACAGAGAAUAAAAGAAGAAAAAGCUCGAAAAAAGGAACUCAGAGGUUAUCAAGGAAAAUUAGUCAAAUUUAUAUCUUUCUUAUGGAGACAUACAUUUGCCAGAUUGGGAGAAGAUUGGGUUUUCUUAGCUCUUUUAGGAGUAAUCAUGGCUUUUUUAAGUUUUUUAAUGGACAGAGGAGUGUCGAUGUGUAAUAAUGCUAGACUGUGGUUAUAUAAAGACUUAUCUCAUCACCCCGGUAUACAGUAUCUCGCUUGGGUCAUCCUUCCUACGACUUUGGUUCUAUUUAGUGCUGGCUUCGUUCAGCUUGUAGCACCACAGGCUAUAGGUUCAGGCAUACCAGAAAUGAAAACUAUCCUCAGGGGUGUCGCAUUGAAGGAAUAUUUAACAUUCCGAACGCUUAUUGCCAAAAUUAUUGGUUUGACUGCCGUAUUAGGAAGUAGUAUGCCGGUGGGAAAAGAAGGUCCUUUCGUCCAUAUCGCUAGUAUUUCAGCAACGUUGCUUAGUAAACUAGUGACUGGAUUCCAAGGUAUAUAUGAAAAUGAAAGUAGAACCACCGAAAUGUUAGCAGCUGCGUGUGCUGCUGGAGUAGCGAGUUGUUUCGCGGCACCUGUAGGAGGUGUUCUUUUCAGUAUAGAAGUAACUACAGUUUAUUUCGCAGUAAGAAACUAUUGGAGGGGAUUUUUUGCAGCAGUUUGUGGUGCAUCUACAUUUAGACUUCUAGCAGUUUGGUUCCAGAAAGCUGAAACAGUAACUGCAGUUUACAGAACAAAUUUCUAUAUGGACUUUCCCUUUGAUCCUCAAGAGCUGUUUGUUUUCGCAUUACUAGGAGCCUUCUCUGGUCUUGGUGGAGCUUUCUACGUAUGGGUGCAUCGCCAGUACGUAAUUUACAUGCGAAAGAAUAAAAGUCUCAACAAAUUUCUUAGCAAAAAUCGCUUUUUGUAUCCGGGCAUCAUUUCCCUUCUUGUAGCAAGUCUUUCUUUUCCGUUGGGACUGGGUCAAUUUAUAGCAGGAGAAUUGACAACCCAUGAACAAGUAGCUGCACUGUUUAGCAACGUUACUUGGACUGAUGAAAAUGUGACGAUAUCCGAACAGCAAAUGAUUGAUAAAUGGAAAACGCCCUGGACUGGAGUUCUAGUCAAUUUAGUGUGUGUUUUGAUAUUUAAUUUCAUUACGUCUAUAGUAUGCUCAACAUUACCAGUACCAAGUGGCAUAUUCAUCCCAGUAUUCAAAAUCGGAGCUACCAUUGGUAGACUUAUUGGAGAAUUAAUGCAUUUGUGGUUUCCAUCAGGAAUGCGUUAUGGUGGUAAAGUAGCUAAGAUAAUUCCUGGUGGGUACGCUACAGUUGGAGCUGCGGCAUUCAGUGGCGCCGUGACCCACACAAUUUCUGUAUCUGUGAUAGUUUUUGAAAUGACUGGACAAAUUACGCAUCUUAUACCAAUAAUGAUAUCAGUUUUAAUAUCUAACGCCAUUGCUAGUCUUUUAGCACCAAGUAUAUAUGAUAGCAUUAUAGUUAUUAAGAAGUUGCCUUAUUUACCAGAUUUGUUGCCAAGUAUCAGUGGUAUUUAUAAUAUUUAUGUAGAAGAUUUUAUGGUGAGAGAUAUAAAAUAUAUAUAUUAUGGAAUGACUUAUGAUCAAUUGAAAACUAUUCUAAAAGAAAACAGAAGACUCCAAAGUUUUCCGUUAGUUGAUAAACCUGAUAGUAUGGUUCUUCUGGGUUCCAUACGAAGACUUCACCUCAUACAAUUGAUAGAAAAACAGAUUGGGAGAGAACGAAGAAUGCAGGUAGCAGCUGUACGAAAAAAAGAAGCUGAAGAAAAAGCUAAAGAGGAAGAAGAGAGAAAGAGACGUCCGUCCAGAUUUGAAGUAGUUCCUGCCCCAGAUGCGCUCCAGAAACAAACAUCGUUAGAUUUAGAAAAACCUCUUUUCAAUCCUGCAUAUGGCUCCCAACCCAAAAAAUCGAUACUCAAAAAAACUAGUUCUGUAACUCUGAAAGGAUUCUCGCCAUUUUCAAGUAGUAGUCCUACAAGUACUCCAUACUCUACUGUAACUGGAGCAGAAAGUAGAUUUAAAUCAGCUUUUGAUUCCAUAUUCCGAAAAAGUUACUUCGGAGGAAGUGAAGAAAGUGCCAAUGGUAGUUUAUUAAGAACAGCUUCAUGGGGCAGAAGACCUCAAAUAUUACCUCUAAGUCAACAUAGCUUUAAAAAAGUACAAUUGCCAAAAGAACGUGUAUGUGAUAUGAGUCCAGAAGAUCAAAAGAAGUGGGAAGAAGAACAAAUGUCUCUACCAGUAGAGUUCAUUUGCCAUAUAGAUCCUGCUCCCUUCCAGUUAGUAGAGAGAACGUCUCUAUUGAAAGUCCAUUCCAUAUUUUCCAUGGUAGGAGUGAACCACGCCUACGUAACUGCUAUAGGAAAACUUGUUGGUGUAGUGGGGUUAAAAGAACUUCGACAAGCGAUCGAAGAUGCUAACGCUGGUAAUUUACCAGCCAGUGUACUUGACAUAAAUGGGGGAAUAAGUGUAAACGAUGUGAAAGAUGAUGUAGGUGAACCUUCUAAUACUACAAGUUUAAUGGUCGGUGAUUCAGAAGUGUAAUUAUACAAUUUUCUAAAAAAUCCAACUUUAGCUGGAAUUGGAGAAUGUUCCAAUUUUUAAUUUGGUAAUUUUAAUUUAAUUUAACUGGUAAGACCAGAUAUGCGAACACUUGUUAUUGGAAUCUAACAAUAAACUAUUAUUAUAAAAUCUAAAAUUCAAAAGUUAAUUAUUAUGCAAGAAUAUUUCCAAAUUUUUUUAUUGAGGAUAAAGUAGAAAAAUAGAAGACAAUAACCUCAAAAGAUAUCAUUUUAAUUUCAAAAAAUAAAAUAAUUCAAUCAGAGUAAACUUGAUGUAAAUUUUUCUUCUACUCAUCUGGUUUACGAUAUCCUCAAACAUUUUUUUCACUUUUUUGACACUUAUUGUUACUCUUCUUUUUAUCUACAUUUCGUAAGCUUGUAUCCAUUAUCUCCCGAAUCUACCAUUUAUCUCAAUACAUUUUUGGUUCAUCUAAGUCCAGUGCUCUAACGACAUGCAUAAUCACCAUUGUUCAACUACUGUAACCUAACCUAACCAUUUUAUCUUUUCCCAUAUAAUUGUUUCCAUUCCAUAUUCAUUCUUCUUCGCCUAUUUCUUUUUAUUUUGUAUGCAUUUGCCAGUCCAAAAUUUUAAAGCAAUCGUCUUUCUCGUUUGAUGAUUUUAUCUUCCUCCCUUCUACUCUUAUCUAUUGUAUUAUACAGUGAGGUAGGCAGAUUAACGUCCUGUAUAUUCUGAGCUUGGUAUUUUUUAAAAUGUUCUCCAAUUUCCAUCCUAUUCUGGAAAACAGUAUGUCUUAAAUGUUGGAUCUGUUUUCGAGCUCAAAGGGUCAUUUUAGAUAUGUAUGUAUUGGAAAUGAUAAUUUAUAAAUAUGACCAUAACGUGUUUUUAUGUAUAUAUGUUUUUUAAUUAAUUUCAUUCAAAUUGAAAUUUGUAAUUGUAUAUUUCAAGAAAAAAAGGGAAAAGAUAAUGUGGAAAAUCUAUGUAGUUGCUUUUUAUCUUCACAUCAGGUAAAUAAAUGUAAUAAAAUAUGAUAUAGUCACAAAAAAAAUAAAUUUGGUUUGAGAAACACUAAUUUUUUGACGAAAAUGGUUACUGGGCCGUCCAUUGAAAUAGUAAAAUAAGUUGUGAUUUUGUCGGAAUGCAACACUAACACCAUUUUAUGAAAGAGAAAUAACUUCACUACAAUAACUCUAUCUUCUCUUAAAAAAAGGAGAAUAGAGCAUUGUUUAUCAACCUAGCUCAAUUGAUAACUUUACUAAAAUUAUUAGUAUCAAACAAUGAUGGGUAUCCUUAUAAACAUAGAUAUGAUAUUAACGAUCAUACGUAUUUAUGAUAAAAUAUUAAAGAUACUCAUAUUAUUUAAUCGUAUUCAUUGAUACGUGUAUUGAACUUAUUUUGAAGCGUGGAUAGAUGGCUUAUGUUUUUGUAAUAUUGAACUGGUGGCGUAGUGUGCACUAAUAUAAACGUGGACAGAUUCGCAUCAGCAAGGAUCAUUUUCUUUAUUUUCCAAGAUCUACCUAAUGAAUUCAUCUUAUCAAAUAUAUGCUUUGAUACGACAUGUUUACUAAUGAUAGUAUAAAAAUAUAAAUGAAUGAUGAGAUAAUAUUAAAAAACAUAUAAAUUGGAACAAAAGUUUUAUUUUAUAACUUGAGUGAUUUAAUUUUUUACAAAAAUAAUGGUCUUCGACUUUUUGUUUUACUGAAGCCUUCGAAUAAGGAUUUGUAAUCAAUUUUUUCUGCCAAAUCUACUUAGAUUGAGAGUAUUGCUAAACCAGUUAGUCGGUCCCGAUUCAUAUUCUCUCUUAAGUAGUUUUUAAUAAUUUGUAACUUCUUUCUGUGAAAGCUGUACUUAUAGGCAAAGUCCACAUAAUUCUAAUACCAAUGUAACCAUUAGAAUAAAUAUCUUCCAGUUAAUGGCGUCUUUCAUGGAGAUAGGUUAGGUUAGGCUCUUCGUAAAGUUAAUAAGAUUCUGUAUCUUUGCUUCCUCCAUCUUGAAGUACUAGAUGUAAAUCAUUACAGUGCUUUAAAAGCUUGAUAUUUCGCAAAGAUUUUAAAUUAUUUAUUUGUACAAGUGCAGUGAAUUUGUGUUAAUGACUUGUAUCGCUAAUCAUUGUAAUAAAAAAAUCAAAUCUGAAUCUACUUUCACGGAAUGAUGGGUCGUGGGCGAUGGCCCACUUCACUCACGUCUAGCUACGCCACUAAAUCUAGUAUUAAAAGAAGUGGUGGAAUAAAUAAAUAUAACUUCUGAAUUGGCAAUUGGUUAAUUUUGCUGAUAUAAACUCAUAUCUACCCGUAAGUCAAUAAUAACAACUUGAGUUGUUUCUCCUACAUUAAUGAUGUGAAUUUCAUAAUAGUAUAGUGACGUAUUAAUUCUCCAUUAGGUAUUUUUUAAUUCCUCCAAUUUUCUUGCCUCAUAUUUUGGAUUAAAUAACAGUUAGAUCGAGUCAUAAAACCUUGUCACAUAUACCUUCAGAAUAGUUAUCCUCAGUAAAGAACGAACAAACUAAUACUCUACUAUUAAUAGUGGAGAAUAACUAUUAAAAUUGUGAAGUUUAGUAAAUCCAUAAACAAUUAUCAUUAUUUUAACCUUUCCAUAUAUUCACCCACUCCACGCUUCAUCAACUGUUCAUUAUAGCUUCUGCUGAACCUGUACAAAGUUAUCUAUAUAUUUUUGUUAAAUACCCUCUUUAAGGAUUAUAGAAUUUGUAUUGAUUGUUACACAAUAUGAACUUUUCACUAUACAAAAAUAUGGUACUGAAUCUUUCAGUAAGUCCUGUAAUUAAGUAUAGAAGUGAAAUGUUGAUAUUCAGAUUUUAUACUAAUAGUCACAUAAAGUGAUUUAAUUUUAUAACGAUUUAAAUUGUUAUUUCUACGUUAUUGUUACAUUUUUUCGUUAUGUUGAUCAAAUUAUUAUUUAAUAUGGUGAUAUUUGCGAGUUGUGAUCAAUUUUAGACAUAUUUUGAAUAAAGUGAAUGUAAGAGUU